Molecule: messenger RNA, 8191 nt
Organism: Anolis carolinensis (green anole)
Lineage: Eukaryota; Metazoa; Chordata; Lepidosauria; Squamata; Anolidae
Gene: lsm11
Product: LSM11, U7 small nuclear RNA associated
Exons: 4
Coding region: 570-1607 (345 amino acids)
Biological process (GO): mRNA 3'-end processing by stem-loop binding and cleavage
Cellular component (GO): U7 snRNP
Molecular function (GO): U7 snRNA binding
Source: RefSeq, a predicted model, not a curated record
CUCACUCCUCCUCCAGGGAAGAAGAGCAGAGAUCCCAUUCCUUGCCCCCUUUGUGCGUAGAGCCAGCUUGGCAUCAAAGCAAGCAGGCAAGCGGUGGCAUUUAUUGAAAACAGUGGGACGAGAGGUGUCAUGUUGGAAGCGGCGUUGACAAGCGCGUGGGCUUCCCACUUUUCAGAGCACUUUUCAUCAUGAGAGGGUUUGGAGGUGACCUUGGGAAUGGAUGAUUAGUGAAUAUUAUGGGAAAAUGAGGUGUUUACAGAAGGGGGGGGGGAGCCUGAGCCCAGCUGGGAAGAAAAGGCGCGAAGAGGGAGUUGGGGGCGAGACGCCAGCCCGGACUGAGUUACUCGUUGGCUCUGAAUGAGCAACAUGGGAGCUGGAGGCGCUUGAUCCGGAGACCGAGCGCAGCGUCAUCUGGCCGGAUCCAGGGGCCGGAAAGGCGCGAAAGGAGAGCCGGGGCUUUGGAGGUUGCGCCACUCCUUACCCGUACACAACAUGGGAGCCAGGCGUUGAGGGGGACUGGGCCCUCCUGGCAGGUUUGAGGCAAGGAAGGAAGGAAGGAAGGCGCAGGCAUGGAGGAGAAGGCGGAGAAGAGGCCCGGGCGUCGUAGCCGGCGCCGCUCCUGGGAACGCUCCCCGAGCCCCGGCCGCCUGGACGUGGCCUCUCCGCGCUUCGACCCGCUCCUGGCGCUCUACUCGCCGCGGACGCCGCUGCCCUGCCCGGCCGCGCCCUGCUUCAACAACCUGGCCGAGUACGAGAGCUUCCAGCGCGGCCGGAGUAGCCGGGGCCCGCAGGCCGGAGGAGCCGGGCGCAGUAGUAGCGGCAGUAGCCGCCGCCGGAAGGGCCGAGCCGGGCGGGCGGCCUCCGCCCCUCCGGACCCCGCGCGGAUCGAGCGGCUCCGGAGCCUCAUGGUGGUCGAGAAGGCCGCGCCCGAAGCGACCGGGAGGAGCCGGGCCCGGGGCAAGAAGGCGCCGCGGAACGUCCUCACCCGGAUGCCCCUUCAUGAAGGAAGCCCACUUGGAGAACUCCACCGCUGUGUCCGUGAUGGUGUAAAAGUCAACGUCCACAUUCGAACUUUCAAAGGGCUUCGUGGAGUCUGCACUGGCUUCUUGGUUGCAUUUGACAAGUUCUGGAACAUGGCCCUGACAGAUGUAGAUGAGACUUACCGAAAACCUGUACUGGGUAAAGCUUUCUAUGUUGAGCCACAAUUAACCCUCACCAGGCUAUUUGACAGGCUCAAUCUGCAAGAGUCCUUAUUAAAAAAGGAAACUGAUUCAAAGAUGACUGCAGACCUACCAACCCUUCCAUGUAGUUCUAGGACACUUGAGCGGAAACCUGAAUCAAACUGGGCAAGAUCAGAAGAGCAUGGAACAAAGAGGCACUCCAGUAGGGAGAGGACACGGAGCUCUAGUUUGCCCCGAACCACAGGAAAGGAGGCUGACCGAGCUGCCAGGAUGCCCCAAACAGAGGGAAAGGGCGCAAGUGGCCCAAGGGCUCGCUCACGGAAAAAGCAUAGGCCCAGAAUAGAUUAUCAGCAAGUGUUCAGGCGGCACAUCAACCAAAUUUUUAUUCGUGGGGAGAAUGUUUUGCUUGUUCAUCUUGCACAUUGAUUUCAUUGACCUUACUCGUGCAGUAACAUGAACAGUGAUGACAGCUAAGGUGCUACCUUGUGAAAUAAUAUGUCACUAUAAUUGUUUUCCCUUCUUUUGACCAGAAGGGAGUAGUAGUGAAGAGAUUUCGGAGGUCAAGAACAUGUUGAACUAGCGACUACUUUGUUUGGACUAGACAUUGACAGAGAACAUCACCACCUUCAAGGAAGCAGAUGUCCUAAGACUUGAACAAUGCAGUGGUAUCUACACCUUUCAAAACUUGAAUAUGACACAUGUGUCUCUAGACCACAUAUUUUCAAGUAUAUGAGAGAUACUGUGACUACAAAAAUAGAAUUUGUCAGUGACUUUGGUGCUUUAAUCUUGAAUGGGACAGCAUGUAUUAAAUAAAAUACAUGGUAAGAGAAUGAAGAGCUUGUGAAAGAAAGAAUGGCUUUAGGUAUGAACUUGUUUCAGUCUCCAUCCCUCCCAUUAGCAUGCAUGACUAGGCGGAAAACGGUAUUCCGAAACUGAACUGUUGUGCAUUUUCAUGUCCAAAGUGAUCACUUGACUAAAAUGUGAUUUGAAAUAUAAGAAAGUAGUCUAUUCAGUAACAGGGGUUAGAAGCUUUCUCCAUUUUAUUUGUUGUCAAAGGCCUCCCACCCGGUCAAUAGUGAUAUGAAACGUGUAUUGUUAACCAAUAUCCUCUGGAUCUCCUCCCUCUCCCACCACCAGCAAGGUUGAAUGUAGCUAAAUACUUAGCUUUUCUAACUGGAGCAUGUCUUCGUCUAAUGUUGAAACAAUCCAGAAAUUGCAGUCCAUUCUCUCAUAGUCCCCUUAUUUCAAGUCCAUUUGUGUAGUAUAGUGGUUGAGAUUAAGAUGGUGUACAUACCUUGCUUUAAGAACUGACAGUGUGGCUGCUGGGCAUUGCUAUAAUGUUACCUAAGUAGCUUUGAGAUGAUGAUUUCCUAGUGUUUGAUGCCAGCUUUAGAUGAUUCAUUUGUGAUCUCUACAAGUAUUUCUAGGUCCCGAAUGACAUGUCUCUAGGCUGCUUGGAUUGUUUCUGAGAAGCAUGUUUUAGAGUUUAGACUCCCAAAGAGCAUGCAUAGCAAUUAUUUAAAAACAGUGCUAUUCCUCCAUUUAAUCUUUGGAACAUUGCAAGCUUUUCUGAUAAUUCAUAUGUAUGAACAUGUAUAAACUGUCUGCCAAAAGAAGUGUCGUGGUGCGAUCUGAUAGUGCCCUCUGUCUACAUGGAGCGUGUGUACUACUCCAGACGCUACACUUUGUCUUUAUAAUGUGUCUUGGAAUGCACUAAAUGUUCACUAACCCUGUAUUGUACUGAGGUUUUUUUAGUCUCUGUGGAAUGACAAAACUCACGAAAUUAACUAUCCAUUACAUUUAAUUCAUUCUGCUUUUCUAGAAUAAUCUGGCAGUCUUUUAAUAACAGAGGUUACAUCGCAUGUAAUUAAAUUACUUAAAAAAACAAAUUAUGAGCUAAGUGCAAUCUCUCCUUUUCUGCCAUUUCUCUAUCCCAUUGAUAAAAUGGAGAGUGACUUCUCUGGAGAUAAAAUAUCUUUUAACUCCUAAAUCCAACUAGUGUGGGCCCAUUUGGGAAUUUGUUCAACACUCAAAUAAUCCUCGUCAGUUCAUUGUGUCUUUACUGUAGUUAGAACCCAUUACUGGAAUUGAGUCUGCCCUGUUAGUGUUUAAUGCCAUUUUCUCCCAUUUGUUCUCUUGGAAUUACAUAAAUGUGAUGCAUUGUGGGGAGACACAGAGUUCUUGCUAUUGCCAUUGAUAUUUCUGACAACAGCCCAUAGCACUGAGAAAAAACAAAAGUAAGACUACUGCUGGCUUUUUGUACCCUUAGAAACAGCUGAAAGAGUUAAUCUCCGCAAGAUCACGCUUUGGUGGAAUUCUUCUCUUUUAGACCUGUCACAAAUUUCAUAGCCCUCCCAAAAGUCCAGUUUAUAAACCCUGUAGUGCUAUGAAUAUAGUUGGAAGUGAAAGACCAUUGCAGGUGUUUUUAACCCUUUCCUGUCAUUUCUUCUCUCUACCUCUGCCCCGUAGCCCAGAGAAAACCCUAGCAAGGAAAAUAGCAACAUAGAGAAGUCAUUGGAAAAUGAAUUAGAAAAUGGCACAGAAGGCAAAGGUUAAAUGGCUGCCACUUCAAGGUGUAAAUAAAAAAGCAGAAGGAUGGAACUAUAUGCAGUGUUUAGUUGUAUCCUAAAUGUUGGAUGGUUCAGGGAAUUACUGUUCCAAACCUAAUGCAGUUCAAAGUGGUAGGAACAGAAAGUACAAAAAAGUGUUAUGUGAAUAAGUGGAACCAAACCUGAAAGAGAACAAAGUAAACUGUUGUGUAAUCUAUCAGGUUUAGCAUAGCUUCCCAUUGAAUGAGGAUAUUACAUAGAAAAUCUGUCUCUUGGGCUGUAUGUUCUCUUGCCUGAGGUUAUUGUUUGCUAUGUUUUUUAAAAUUAGCUUGGGAAAAUUUGAGACCAUAUGCCUUAGAAUCCCUUAGACACUGGUCAUGCUAGUUGUGAGACUCUGGGACAUAUAAACCCAAAGUAACUUUUCCAAACUUUGAUAAAAAUAGCAGAACUUGCUCAGUGUUUUACUUUAUUGUUUAAGAUAUAUUAUUAGAAAUUAACAAUUAAUUUCUAGUCCCCUCAGUAGCCGAUUUUUGCUUUUUUCGCCAUUGGCCUUCUCUGGUCUCUUUACAAGGAAGGUCAUUGUAUGAUUGAUACCAAGAGAUGUUCACAACAGCAUCUUAGGGUUUUAUGUUUUCCUCUUUUCCCUCUUCUCUUCUUUUCAAAGUAGGUGUUUGAAACUGUAGUGCAGAGGGUUUACUCUUCAAAUCAGGGGGAUUUUUUUUCUUUGUUUGCUGCUUAGGUCACAGAUCUUUCUUCUGAAACAUUUCACUUUUUGUCAAAUUUUGGUCCAGAGAACAAAUGCAGUGCUUGGACCAUCAGUUCUGUUCUUCCUUUGUGUAUGGUUAUUCUUCAGUAGACAGUUUAUCAAAUGCUUUUUAUUAUAGAAAAAUUCAUUCAUCCUUAUUAUCCUUUUUUCCCCUAUCCUGUAGCUCAUUUAAUUGCCUUUAUCUCUUUGCUUCACUCAUGGCUCCUUAAAGAGAAUUCAAUUUUUACUGAGUUCACCAUUCUACUCUUCCUGUUUUCUACUUCCAGCCUUGCUCUCUAGGGGUUUGUCUGCAUUGGCCCAAAACCCUGUAUUCACCACAAUUUGAUUGUUGGCUGUCCCCAUAAUGCAUAGCAGCAGCUCCAGUGAUCAUUGUGCUUUUUCCACUUAAAACUGACAUUGCCCCAUUUUUGGCAAAGCUGGGGGAAACUCCAGGUUCUCUGAGGCUUUGGGGCAGUCUAGACAGCAUGAUUGGGCCUAUUAAUUCUUGCUGGCCAUACAGAUGCUUUGUUCUGACAUCAGCAGAGUCAACCUUUGGGCUUGGAUGCAGCUCCAUGGCUAGCUAAAAGUGGUGACUGCCCAGUGGGACGGCUGCGAUUCCAAAUCAUCUGGUCAACGGUUUUGAAUUCAGCAUGUAUAUGGCGGAUCCAGGGUUGUUUCAGGACAGAUUUAUAGCCAGUCAACCUGUCCGGUGUAGCUGAGCCUUUGUUUACUACCUCAUGCUUCAGUCUCUAUGUUGCUGUUGUUUUUUGUCUUCCAGAAUCUUAUCCCACAUUCCCUAUGCAACAUGGAAUGAACAAUCAUUAAGUUCCCCUUACAGAGGAAUCUCACAAACUCUGCUAGUAUCAUUAAUCUUCUAAUCAUCCUAUAGGUCUCUAACCUUGUUUCUGAGUCUAGCAAAUGUUGAAGAGACCUUUCUAUCCUGAAUUGUUAGAACUGUACGAAUAGUUUUGAUUUUGUGUGCCUAAUGUUUUAAAUUGAAGACUCUAGAUUGAAGGUGCUUGCUCAUUUCUUAAGGUGUUCUUUUUGAAGAUGAAAUGCAACUUGCAUAGGAUGUAUUUAGAAGUACGUACUUCUGUCUUCCUGUUAUUCCCUUAGUCUUCUCCGAUCCCCACAACUCCAGUCCCUACAGUUUAACUCAGGAAACGCAUUCACAAAAUCUAAUUACUCAUGCAAUUCCCCCUCUUUGUUUUGUUGCAUGUUUCCAGAGUUGCAGAAUAAAUUAUCAGAAUUCUGUAGUCCCAUUCUCCAAGCUUAGUAAUGUCUUAUAGUAGCAAAUAGUGGAAUAUAUAAACCCCUGUAGAAUGAAAAUUGAGCUACAAGAUGCUACAUUCAUGUAGCUGCCUAGAAAUAAGCACUUUUGUUCUCCACUAGCUUUAUUCUUUAGAAGUUAAGUCAGUGAAUCUUCAACUGAUAUGAUAAAAAUUGAAACCUUUCUAAUCAUGGAUAAUGAAAGAUGUUAGAGGAGAUUUUAAAAAUAAGGUAUAUAGGAUUCAGAAUGAAAAGAUUUUCCUUUCCAGUAUGUACUAUGGCCUUUUUUGUUAUUGUCUUCUCCCCUUGCUCUUUGUAGAGAAGAUUUUCUGAGGAGUCAGGUUGUCUCUCAGUGAAAAUUGGGGUGACUUUAUACAUUCCACCGCUUUUACCUGUGAGUCACUGAAAGAUGCUUCUGUGUGAUAGCAUAUCAUGUGUGUCAUGUAGUACAGAAAUAUGGCUGCCUGUAGAGCAUUGCCACAAAGGUGUAUUUUAAGACCUCUGUGCAAAAUCCCCAUCCUGCAAUUUAAACAGUGAACUCUGCCUUAGUUACUAUUUAUCAGGUGGCAUUUUGUCUAUCCAGAGAAGUUGUAUACACUGAAUUUCUUCCUUCUACCACUAAGUGAGGCCAAUAUAUUCCAUUUUGGGAAGAGUUUAUAAUUCUGGGUCCAUUCACACUGCAGAAUUAGAGCACCUUUAUAACAUUUUAAUUGCUAUGUUUUCACUCUGGCGUAUCCUGUGGUUUAUCAUUUAGUCAGAAGGACCAGAGGAGAAUUUCUGGCUGAGAAUCCUAAAGACCUCUCCCAAACUACCAGUCCUAGGAUUGCUUAGGAUGGAAACAAGUGGAAUGAAAACACUAUAAUUCCAUAGUGUGAAUGAGCCCCUUGGAAAUGCAGAUGUUUGAGACUCUUGAAAAGAUGUGGUCUACAGAGAUCAAAGGAAGCAGGUAAUGGUUUUAUGAGCAGCCUAUACAGAGGUCUUAUAAUGGAAGACAUUUUCACCCUUCUGGAAACCUAUAAAUUCAAUAUGUUGAGUAGUCAUAUUUCCUGGUAUAUUACAGUAUAAUUAUUUGAAUAUAUAAAAGCAUGUUUCAUUGCCCAUUCCACACAGUUGGCAAAGUGGUUAAAACACAUUUUCUGUAUACUGAGUUUGCAACUGAAACCUUUCCCUGGAUUAAAAUGGAUGCAAUGAUAUUUCUGUCCAUCAUUAGCGAUGCUUCAGUGCCUUGGUAAAGCUCUUCCUCAAAAUGGACGACAGAGGCAUGUGAACAACUAGUCUCCUUAUGUAUAUAACUUAUGAUAUUUCUGCGUUUGUUAGCGUAACAACAAACUAGGUUGACUGCUGAGGGGAAAUGAGUCUUACAUUUGUUUACGGAGAAAAAUAUUUUGAUUAGAUUGUUUUAAAAAAUCUCAUCUCUUCCUUCUCCUUUCUUAAAAGAUUGGAGUUCUCCCUCAGGAAAAUAUAUAUAAUUGAAAGGUGCUCCAGACUCCUUUAGCAAUUGCAUUUGAUUUUUACUAUUUCAGAGCAAGUACAGUUAUAUCAUUUUAUCUUCUCUUUGCAAUAUGAUUUUCAAGCUGAGAAUCACAAAACUACCUGUCCAACAUCAGUGCUGGCAUUCUUUAGAAAUAUAUCUACCUGACUGUUACACCAGUGUGUAGAAAUGUCCAGUACAAGCUAGUCCCAAAGGCCCAAGUGUCAGUAAGCACAUUGUCUGUGCUUCGGAUUUUAACUUUCAAUUAAUCUAGGCAAAUGUAAUUUUGGGACAUUUUAGUUCAAAUUGUACCACCACCACAACCACCAUUGGGGUUGUGUCAUGACAGUCUCAAAACUGGUUUAAAUUUUGUGAUGAAUCUGGUUUUGAAUCUUCCCUUGCUUACUGCACCCAUUUUUCUCUCAUGUCUAUUUAUUUGUAAAAUGGGGGAGAACAUUUGCAGAUUUUGGAGGAUCGGUUUAAAACAUAAUCUUAAUUAGGAGUGUGAAUUGUCCCUCCCUCAAUACUGUUGAACUACAACUCCCAACAUUCCUCACAAUUUACUAUGCUGACCCUGUGGAGAGCAGCAUCUGGAGGGCCACACAAUUUUCACUCAAUGUAGUCCAUUGCUAAAAACAAACACAAAUUCCUGGUUGCCAUGAAACCGUCAUUAGCCCUUUAACCUUCCAUUUUAAAAGGCAAGAGAUGAUACAGGUAUUGCAUACGUGUAAUUGCCAGGCAAAAUCCUAAGUUUGCUGCAAGUGCAUGUUUUACUUACUGGAGUAUUUGCAUUGGAAGAAUGUACAAGUUGCUUGUCUUCCUGAAUAUAUAUAUUUAUUUCCAAUAAGGAAUUGCUGCUAUGAAACCUAAUGAUGAAUGUAAACCUUUUGUUUGUUCGUUUUUUGCUUGAUGGAUGUAAAUACCUGUAUAUAAAAUGGUUUUACCAGUAAGGCAAUAAAUAUAUUGAUGUAACGAA